AUGGCCAGCUCAAAUGGGAAAGUGGAAAAGGUUUCUAAAUUUGAGACGUUGAAACUUUUGGAGAAAUGCAGAAAGGAAAGAGACGAUGCCAUGCACAGGGAAAGUGUCCUCCGAGAGAAGCUGAGGCAGUACGAGUCCAGGAUGCGAACAACUGAGGCUCUGAAACAGAAAUGGAAGACUUUGACGAUGGACAACAAGGAGCUGAGAAAACAAGUGAAGUCUCUUCGUACUGAGAUUGGACUGGAGUGCAGCCCAACGUUCAAUGGAAAGACCACAAAGGACAUAAUCAUGGACUUGUAUGAAAAGGAGCGUGAGUGCAGUUCUCUGGUGGACAAGGCUGGGAAACUGAGUAUAACCAUUGAUGAUUUGACAUCAGAGUUGGCAAACACAGUCACCUCUAAAACACUGCUGGAGGAUCAAGUGCAGUCAUUGCAGCAAAAUCUCAAGGAUAUGACAAAUAACCAGCGGCGUCUACUAAAGCUGUGGGAAGACAAGAAGGUGCAGAGGGAGCAGCUUGCCCUCCCUGCAAUUAACCAGAAACACGGACAGAAAGCAGUCAUCCACAAAGCAGUUCAAACUGAGAUGUCCGUCGGCUCAUCUCAAAAGCUUCCAGUCAACGCCUUUGAGACUAAGCCAUUUGUUCGGGAACAUGACCGAAAGACUGUUUUGGAGAAACACAGCUUUCCAACUUACGGAAAUGCCUAUCACAAUGAUAAGAAAGUGUUUAUGCAUGAUGAAACUAAAGGAAUUCAAAACUGA
Messenger RNA from Labrus bergylta (ballan wrasse), 759 nucleotides. RefSeq lists its product as uncharacterized. The record is from RefSeq and is a predicted model, not a curated record. Lineage: Eukaryota; Metazoa; Chordata; Actinopteri; Labriformes; Labridae.